Durio zibethinus is the source of this 1533-nucleotide messenger RNA. It is a transcript of the gene CYP712A2, whose product is annotated as cytochrome P450, family 712, subfamily A, polypeptide 2. Lineage: Eukaryota; Viridiplantae; Streptophyta; Magnoliopsida; Malvales; Malvaceae. The record is from RefSeq and is a predicted model, not a curated record. Gene Ontology annotation, molecular function: oxidoreductase activity, acting on paired donors, with incorporation or reduction of molecular oxygen; iron ion binding; monooxygenase activity.
AUGGCGCCCACUCUUGGCCUCAUUGACUACUUCUACCACUUCUUAAUCCUGAUCAUUUCUACUAUUCUGCUAAGUUUCCUGGUUAAGUCCUUCAGGAAGUUUAAGACAAAAGCCAAAUAUCCACCCAGCCCUCCGGCUCUACCGAUCAUCGGUCACAUUCACAUGUUAAAAUCCGGAUUACCUACAUCCUUUCAGAGUCUAGCCAAAAAAUAUGGCCACUUAAUGCAGAUACGCGUGGGAGCUACUAACUUUGUAGUUGCCUCAGAUGCAAAAUCUGCUGAAGAAAUAUUGAGAACAUUUGAUACUGAUUUUGCAUCCAAGUUCCAGCCUGGUCCGACAACUUACCACAUAUAUGAAGACAGCUCCUUUACUAAUGCUCCUUAUGGUGCUUAUUGGAGGUUCAUGAAGAAACUAUGCAUGACUAAGCUGUUUACAGGUUCACAGCUUGAUCGGUUCAUCCAUAUUAGAGAGCAAGAGACAAGCAAGCUCUUAAAAUCGCUGCUGAAGAGGUCUAAAGAAGGAGAGCUAUGCGACUUGGCGACUGAGAUAACAGCUUUAACUAAUAACAUGAUCUACAGAAUGGCAAUGGGAAGGCGAUGUUCAAAGAAUCCUAACCAAGCCGCGGAGAUCAGAAAAUUUAUUACAGAUAGCAUGAAAUAUGCAGCAAAGUUUCAUUUUGGAGAAGUUUUUGGUCCUUUGAAGAAAUUCGACCUCUUUGGUAAUGGGAAGAGGCUUAAGUUGACUCUGAAGGGUUAUGAUCAGUUGAUGGAGCAGAUUAUGAAGGAUUAUCAAGAUAAUGAGCUGAACAAUUGUGAAAGUGAUCAAGAGAAAGAUCUGAUGGAUAUUCUGUUGAAGACUUAUAAAGACAGAAAUGCUGAAGUGAAGUUGACUAGGGAUCAGAUCAAGAACUUUUUCAUGGAAUUAUUUAUGGCUGGUGUGGAUACAACAGCAGCAGCAAUACGAUGGGCAAUGGCAGAGCUUAUCAAUCAUCCCCACAUAUUCAAAAAGCUCAGAGAGGAGAUUGACUCGGUUUUGGGUACAAAUAGGCUAAUCAAAGAAUCUGAUGCCCCAAAACUCCCAUACUUGCAAGCAGUAGUUAAGGAAAUCCUACGGCUACAUCCUCCAGGGCCCUUGCUCCGCCGACUUUCCAACAAAGAUAGGAAGGUCAACGGCUUUGAUCUCAAGGAAGGGACUAGAGUUUUCAUCAACAUCUACAUGAUCAUGAGGGAUCCAGAUAGCUACAAGGAACCGGAAAAAUUCCUGCCUGAGAGGUUCUUAGGCAACUCUACUGAAAUGAAGGGCCAGGAUUUUCAUUACCUUCCAUUCGGUAGUGGAAGGAGAGCUUGCCCUGGUGCAUCACAUGCUAUGUUCGUGAUGCAUGCAACGAUUGGAGCCCUGAUACAAUGCUUUGAUUGGAGAGUGAAAGAUGGGAAGAAAACCGACGAUGGAGUAGCAGGUACAGGGUAUUCAGGGGCAUUUGCACUUCCUCUUGUGUGCUAUCCCAUCACCCGUUUUGAUCCAUUUGAGGCAUGA